Molecule: messenger RNA, 1083 nt
Organism: Cadophora gregata
Lineage: Eukaryota; Fungi; Ascomycota; Leotiomycetes; Helotiales; Ploettnerulaceae
Exons: 5
Coding region: 1-1083 (360 amino acids)
Biological process (GO): carbohydrate metabolic process
Source: RefSeq, a predicted model, not a curated record
AUGAAGCUCCCACUCCUCACCACCUCAUCUCUUCUCGUUGCCACAGUCUCUUCAUCCCUCACACUCCCCAAAGCAUGGAUGACCGUCAAUCCAGACGAUAAGAUCAAGCCCGGGAAAUUCAAAGGCGAGACUCGCUACCUGACUUGGAUGGCCGAAUCGCAGAUCAAGCGUGGUAUUGCGCCGACGAGUGCGUAUACGACUUCAGCUGCCUACUCGGGGAUCAUGUUGGCGUACAAUAGGACCGGAGACAGGAGGUUCUUUGACUACGUCAAGUAUCAAGUGGACAUUCUGCUCUAUCCCGCUCAGGAUGGGAGCAUUGUGUUGUACAACAGUAGUAACUCAAUUGAUGAUAUCCGGAUUGGGCACAGCUUCCUGGAUAUUUACGAGCAGACAAACGACGACAUCUACCUGAAAGCGGCUUCGCUUUUGAAGAAACAGAUUGAUGGCUCGAGACGAACUCCAGAUGGAGGUUUCUACCACCGGUAUCCGGACUAUAUCGAUCAGAUGUGGUUGGAUGGUAUCUAUAUGCUCGACGUCUUUUACUCGCGUUGGGUUCACUGCUUUGAGAAUGACAAUUCGACUGCUUGGGAUGAUAUUGCUAAUCAAUACGACCUCAUCGAUGCUGGCACAACCAUCAACCCCGCCACCAAAGGUCUCCCCGUCCACGGCUUCGACGUCUCCAAAAAAUCGGUUUGGGCUGACCCAGUCACUGGCGCAGCGCCACACGUGUGGGGCCGCGCAGUAGGCUGGUACAUCAUGGCGCUCGUCGACACCCUUGACUACUUCCCCACCUCCCACCCAGGUCGUGCCCGCAUGCUCAAGUACCUUCAAUCCGUCUCCGACGCCAUUUUAGUUGCUCAGGAUUCAAGAACCAAAGGCUGGUGGUUAGUCAUGACACCAGGUUAUGAGGGGAAGUGGGGUAACUACAUUGAGAGUACCGGAACCAGCAUGUUUGUUUAUGGGCUGCUGAAGGCGUUGAGGUUGGGAUAUGUGAAGGGAGAUAAGUAUAAGCGAGCGGCAUUGACUGGAUAUAAGCUUAUGACGGAGACGUUUGUUUCGGUGUCGAAGCCUGCGGAGAUUUAA